This is a messenger RNA of Oldenlandia corymbosa var. corymbosa, 1281 nucleotides long. Lineage: Eukaryota; Viridiplantae; Streptophyta; Magnoliopsida; Gentianales; Rubiaceae. The record is from the annotation of a GenBank genome assembly.
AUGUCGUAUUCUCCCGCUACCCUAGCAGACAUUGAUCCAUCUUGCUCUGCCGGCUCCGCCAUAUGGAUGUCCCAGACUUGGCUGCUUUAUUUUGGUAUCCGAGAGUCACACAUCCCAGGCAGGGUGUUGCGCCAGUUCGGCUUCUUGCAGCGGGUGCCUGACAACACUUUCAUCAUGGAGAAAAAAGAAAUAGAAAAGUUUCAUAAGGAGACGCGUGCUAAGAAAUGUCGAGAUGACGUCUUACAGAGAUGGGAGACUCGACACAACACCCUUGCAGGUCUUCAGGCCGAUAUGACUCUUGAACCCCAGGCAGCACCGGAAUACCUAGUGUGGUAUCAAAAUCGCACUGUCACUUUGGUCACCAAUCCAUCAGACUAUCGUCAGCCCCAGGGUUUUCAAGGAUCUACUGAGUCACUACAUAUAAUGGCCAAUUUGGUGCAAAACAUGCGGCAGAUUACUCUAGAUGGGCUACAACGUAAUCCAGCUAAUUCUUGGAAUCACAAUGCCUUCCUACAGCUGCACGAUUUGACACAGCAAGCAAUGACUGUCAGCAAGACAUCUGUUUGGGCUGAUAGUGAGAAUCCAAGCCAAGAUUUUGUUCCGGCUGACCCAACCCAGGAGUAUAUCCCACCUAGGCUUCCCAGGACUAACCGAGGCGGGUUCCAGUUAGGGAGUGGGAGGAUGAGAAAACAUGUGGCCACCCAGGAUACUGGCGGGCCAUCUUCUACCCCGCAUGUGUUUCCUUACCGUCCAGCAUCGCCACACCACCAUCCCUCUCCUCCUUUUGAGCAAAUGCAUUUUGAUUCAGAUUUUAUUAAUCUAGAUCCUAAUGCGGGGGGUUUCUUUGAGACUAGUUACGAGGGUGGUCAUCACAGUCAGCAUCUAGGCGGUGACCAUAUCCAUAAUGAUCAGGAGGAUGAUCAGGAUCAGGAGGAUAAUCGGGAUCAGGAGCAUGAUGAUGAGAUUACCAAUGAUUCUAAUGAUGCUGAGCAUUCCUCUCAUGUUCAUGAUGAGGGGGCUGGUCAAGGUGAGGGCUCAAGCCAGUGCCUGAGACAGGGCCCCAGUGAUGGUACCAUGCCUUUUACACCGCUUGCUUUGGGUCGCCAAAAGAUCAUUGUUAGAAGGAAGUGUGGUUUUACCAAGUUUAGCAGGACUGAUUAUGUUAGAUGGAAGCAAGAAAACAUGAUUGUUCCUGAUGGUGUCAAUGACAAGUUUCUUGGCUGCCAUGCACCAUUGGCUAACCGUCAACCUGGAAGAGCCUUCUUGGAAGCAACCUCUUAA